Messenger RNA from Kazachstania africana CBS 2517, 612 nucleotides. RefSeq names its product Afb1p (gene AFB1). The coding region runs from base 1 to 612 and encodes 203 amino acids. Lineage: Eukaryota; Fungi; Ascomycota; Saccharomycetes; Saccharomycetales; Saccharomycetaceae. The record is from RefSeq and is a predicted model, not a curated record. The transcript has a single exon.
AUGAAAAGCACAUUAUUUUUAUUUCAGGUAUUUCAAAUUCUAAGUAUCCUACAGCAUGUGUUUGCAUCUAACGAAGAUAUAACCACAAUUACAAUGAAUACCAGUUCUUAUCAGAAUCAAUUAGCUAGACAAGAAGCAGCCAAAGCCGAUAUGGCAUUCUUUAUGGUUUUUUUGGAAGAUUUUCAAAUAAAUUACGAUUCCUAUACUUCAUACAUGAUUGAUAAUCACGUUACUUUACCUCAAGCUGUAGCAAACUACUAUUUUAGGUUAGAGUUGGACAGUACUGUGGAAGCUAAUUUAUUGUCUGAUAUUGCAUACACUUUUCCAUUUACACAAUUUCAGUCAUUUAUUACCAGAUUCCCAUGGUAUUCCUCAUUAUUAGCUGAUGCAGGUGCUACAACAAUGUGUCUCCCAGAAUACUACGUAACGAAAGACAUGGGAUCAAAUAGUACUAUAAGCGCUAUAGCAGAGUCAUCAAGUUCUAUCACCAUUACCAGCUCGACGUCCAUUUCAAACGACCAUUCUGAUUCUGUCAGUUCUCACAAUGGCAGUAACAGAUUGGAAAUAAUAUUACCUAUGUUCAUCCUUGCGUUCUUCGGAUUCUUUGUUUAG